GGGACGCUCCCGCCACUCGUAAAUUUGUUACGACGACGACGACGAUGCCUACGGCGAUCCAAACCUUGCCCGAAGAGCUCCUGCGCGAGAUCCUCAGCUAUUGCUUCCACCUUUCCCCCGACGCAUUCUGCAGCUCGCGCUCCCGCUGGCACUCGCUAGCGCGCCCGUCGGCGUACGACAAAAAGGAGAAGCGCACAUGCCAGGACCUGCUCCUCGUCUGCAAAUACUGGUUGCGCCUCGCGACGCCGCUCCUUUACACCUCGGUUGCAAUUCGCACGCCUGCACACGCCGCCGCGGUCGCCGCCCUCCUGAAAGCGACGCCGGGUCUCGGGCGCGCCCUGCGACAGCUCAAGGUCUUCGGCGGUUACGGUCGCGAUAUGGCGACCAUCGCGGGCGCGAGUCCGAACGUCGAGACGUUGUACGUGUACGUGAGCGUGAAGAGCAAUGAGAGCACGACCGGGAUCAAGAAGGCCCUGUGCGCCCUCAGCCCGAAGCGUCUCUUCCUUGAGGACCGCAGGGUGUACAGGAACAAGAAGGUCGAAGAGCUGCGCAAGCUCGUAGAUGAACAGAUCGCAACAUGGCCCCGCUUGGUAAGUCGCUAUCCCGUAAUACUUUCAUUCACGCUCUUGCUGACAUCUCCACAGAGAGAAGUACACUACAGCCCUACAUACCCGACACAAAACCCAGCAACAAUUGUUGCGCUCAGGCGCUCCACAAGCGUGCGCGAGCUGUGGCUUGAUGCGAGUGCGAUAGAGCACAUGCUCGGCAACGACGUCCAGAGCGUGCGUACGCUUAUGCAGGACGCAGCGCUCGAGAAGCUGUACUGCCUUGGCAAACCCCUUUUCUCAAGCACGGACGCUCGCAAGCGCAUGGUCGACGCGCAAUACCCACAGGCCAUCCUCGAUGCGAUUGUCUUCGAGGAAUACCCCGACAAGGACGGCCUACCCGCCCUCCCGCCUCCCGCGACCACACCAUGGGCCUUGGAUGACGACGACGACGAUGACUAUUUCUGGCCAGCAAAUAUCGACUCAGACGAAGAGGAUUUAAUGCUCGAUGAAGAGGAAGAGCUGAUGGGCCUUGCCGCGACGUCCACAACGACUGCGAUGCUUCUCAUGGCGAUGUUCAUGGCGAUGCGUUGAAUUUUGGUUAGAGAGUCUGCUGCCACAGCUACUGAGCUGUUGUGAUAUG
Molecule: messenger RNA, 1188 nt
Organism: Phanerochaete carnosa HHB-10118-sp
Lineage: Eukaryota; Fungi; Basidiomycota; Agaricomycetes; Polyporales; Phanerochaetaceae
Exons: 3
Coding region: 45-1139 (364 amino acids)
Source: RefSeq, a predicted model, not a curated record